Molecule: messenger RNA, 193 nt
Organism: Funneliformis mosseae
Lineage: Eukaryota; Fungi; Glomeromycota; Glomeromycetes; Glomerales; Glomeraceae
Source: the annotation of a GenBank genome assembly
ACACAUUAACUAUAUUAAAGACUGGUGGGGGAAAGAGUUUGAUAUAUGCGGUUGCAAGUAUACUAUUAUGGGGAUUAACUGUAAUAUUUACUUCUCAAAAAGCAUUGAUGGAUGAUCAAAUAGUUUAUAAUAGUCAAGGCCUUCAGUUUGUUAUAGAUGAAACACAUUGCAUAGUUUCUUAUGAAGGAUUUCG